AGGGGCGGCGGCGUGGGGGGAGCAGAUGCAACUGGCUCCGCGCGGGAGCCGGGCGCUAGCAGAGCGCAGCCGCGAGGGAGGCGCGGAGGAGGAGAGCCAGAGCCGGAGUCCAAGCAGCAGCCUGUGUUGGCGGAGAGCACCCGGGCGCAGCCGGAGCCGCAGCCGCGAUGGCCGUGGCCGUGGGGAGACCGUCUAAUGAAGAGCUUCGAAACUUGUCCCUGUCUGGCCAUGUUGGAUUCGACAGUCUCCCCGACCAGCUGGUCAACAAGUCUACGUCUCAAGGGUUCUGUUUCAACAUCCUGUGUGUCGGCGAGACGGGCAUCGGCAAAUCCACGCUAAUGGACACUUUAUUCAACACCAAAUUUGAAAGUGACCCAGCUACUCACAAUGAACCGGGUGUCCGGUUAAAAGCCAGAAGUUAUGAGCUUCAGGAAAGCAACGUGCGGCUGAAGUUAACCAUCGUGGACACCGUGGGCUUCGGAGACCAGAUAAAUAAGGAUGACAGCUACAAGCCCAUAGUGGAAUAUAUUGAUGCCCAGUUUGAAGCCUACUUGCAAGAGGAAUUGAAGAUCAAACGUUCCCUCUUCAACUACCACGACACCAGGAUCCACGCCUGUCUCUACUUCAUCGCCCCAACCGGGCACUCGCUGAAGUCCCUGGACCUGGUCACCAUGAAGAAGCUGGACAGCAAGGUGAACAUCAUUCCAAUCAUUGCAAAAGCCGACACCAUCGCCAAGAACGAACUGCACAAGUUCAAGAGUAAGAUCAUGAGUGAACUGGUCAGCAAUGGCGUCCAGAUAUAUCAGUUCCCCACCGAUGAAGAAACAGUGGCAGAGAUUAAUGCAACGAUGAGUGUCCACCUCCCGUUCGCCGUGGUGGGCAGCACCGAAGAGGUGAAGAUUGGCAACAAGAUGGCAAAGGCCAGGCAGUACCCCUGGGGCGUGGUGCAGGUUGAGAACGAAAACCAUUGCGAUUUUGUGAAACUCCGGGAGAUGCUGAUCCGUGUGAACAUGGAAGAUUUGCGAGAACAGACUCACACCCGCCAUUAUGAACUGUAUCGGCGCUGCAAGCUCGAAGAGAUGGGGUUCAAGGACACCGAUCCUGACAGCAAACCCUUCAGCCUUCAGGAGACCUACGAAGCAAAAAGGAAUGAAUUUCUGGGAGAACUUCAGAAGAAAGAAGAAGAAAUGAGACAGAUGUUUGUCAUGAGAGUGAAGGAAAAAGAAGCUGAACUGAAAGAGGCAGAGAAAGAGCUCCACGAGAAGUUCGACCUCCUCAAGCGGACACACCAAGAAGAGAAGAAGAAAGUGGAGGACAAGAAGAAGGAGCUGGAGGAGGAGGUGAACAGUUUCCAGAAGAAGAAGGCGGCAGCUCAGUUGCUCCAGUCCCAGGCCCAGCAGUCUGGGGCCCAGCAGACCAAGAAAGACAAGGACAAGAAAAAUGCAAGCUUCACAUAAAGCCUGGCAAGCCAAAGGAUGGUCCGCAUUCACCUGCUUUUGCAGUAAUAUCGUAUCUCUGCCAUCUGUGUCCUUUUAGUUUGGUUUUAUUCUUAGUUUUUUCUUUUUUUCCCUUUCCCCAGACACCAUAUAACUAUUAACUCAUGUUGCUGACUGUUGUUGGGUGGUGGAAAAUGGUAGAACAAGAGAAUAACAGGAAAAGCUGUGUGCAGCGGGACUUUGUUUCUGGAAAGCAAAUGAUUUGCCUGUUAUGCCUGUCCCGAGUGGCGGCAGGAAGCAUGCCUGUUCUGUUCCUUGUAUGUUGCUUUGGAAAGCGGGAAGGAGGAAAACCUGUUGCCGCCUCAGCAGCCGAAUAGCCAUGACAGCAGCUUGCUUUUCUUGAUGAUUCAUCCCCAUGAUGGCAAAGGCCCUCGGCCCCCUCUGUCUCUUCUCCACACCUGGCCCAGACCAAGGCAGCUUUGUCUGUAGGCAGAAUGGGGAAUAAGCUUGCCUUGGAUUUUUUUUUUUUUUAAUUACUAUAAUAACAUUAUUGGCUUGUGGGUCUGUUCAGACGGUUUCCAUUUAUGGCUUUCAAAAUGGGUCUGAACCCCCCUCAAUUCCUGGCCAAGUUGGGUUGUAAAAAGAAAACGAUGACUCCAUUGGCUUUUAUCAGGGCCACUUUGACCCUCUCCCAGAGUGCCAUCUGCAAGGCCGGAUUGUUAUUCCCUUGCUUAGGAGAAGCAUCCUCUACCAAGGCUCGGAGGGCUUUACACAACCCGCUCACUCCUUGCAAUGUACCCAGUCUUCUGCAAACGCGCCCAAAGCCACAGGCUGAGGUGGGGUGGGGCGGGGGUGCUAAUGACUGAUUCCAGGAUAUUGGUGCUUCUAAUAACAUUUUUCAAUAAGUAUGGGAAGAACAUGUCCAGAGAGACUUCACAUAGAAAGUGAGAGGGGACCUUGUCAUGCUGAGGUAGAACCGGGGAGGGCAUGACACACGCCCAUGAGUCAAGAGCGCAGCCCUGGACCUUCCGGUCCCCUUUCCCUGCACGGUCUGCUUUGGAUGUCUGCCAGCAAAGCGACGAAGACAUACGACCGCUGCUCUUGCACGCGCAGUUGUCUUGCAGGAAUUCCCUCACCUUUUUCCUUGCCGAGACGUGCUCCCCCUGGCGCUCCACCGGUGGAAUGUGGGCGAGGGUGGAGAUGGAGCCGUAGGCAGGACCUGGACCGCUCGGCGCUGCUGUGGGAGGCGCACCUGCUCUCCUCUCCAGGCUCUGCCUUCCGUCAGGCUGGUCUUCCAUCCUCUGGAUGUUUUCCCCCCCAGCUUCCUCUCUUCGUAGCCUCCCGUUUCUUACUCGAAAGAAUUAACAUUUCUCAUGAAUCCAAUGCAUCACCUCUGCAUUUCCCUUUUGGCCUUCACUAAUCAGACAUCAAGUAAAUAGGAUAGAAUACACUGCACACACACACACACACUUUUUUUUUUUUUUUUUAAAUGAAUGAGUCUCUGGUUGAUUCCCAUAGAGAGUCUUUUCCCCCUUCUCUUCAUCUUUGACCACACUUAGGGGAAAGAAAGCAUGGUCUUCCGUGAACUGAUUUUGGCCUAAUUAGGCCAAGUAAGGGAUCGGUUCCAUGGAAGCCCAGACUAAGCUUCGAUGGAAACUAAGCCAGAAGCGACAAUAGUGGUGUACAGACGGGCUUAGGAGCUACUGGAGCAUUGCUUUUGUUUUUGCUUCUGUUUUUGUUUUUUGUUUUUUUAAAAUGAUUUUAGUCUGAAGCUAGCGAUGAAGCAGCCAGAUAUGAGAUAGCAUGCUGAUUCUAACCAUGGGCUGAAUUUGCUCGGAUGCUCUGCACCAGACAGAAGCUUGAACGCUUGUGUUGUAUGCUUGCGCCAACCACUGCUUGUGUGAGCAUUUUGUGCCUUGUAACAGAAAGUAACUUCUAAAUUCUAAAAAUGCAGUUGUCAUUUUCCAUGCAUCACGAAAGCCCUUUUCAAGUGAGCCUAGCCGCAGGAGGCAUCCAGCUGACUUUUUGAUUCCAAGAUUGUUGAUUGAUUGGAUUGAUUUUUUCCCCCCAUUCAAUUUUUCGCAGAAAAAUAAAUCAUCUGGAGAGUCAGGGAAUAAAACGUCAAAGGAAACAUAUAGAAGCUUAAAAAAAAAAAAAAUGAGUUGCUUCUGAACUUCUUUCUGCUCCUGCUCCUCCGCCUGUUUGGUUUGUUAUUGCUGCCUCUUUUCUUUCUGUACCUAUGCCUUUUUUCACAGCAGUCCUUGGCUCUGCACGGAAUAAAUGAUACCCUCCAAUCUAAUUGGAUAUGCUUUCCGCCUUGGCAUGUAAGUAAGAAGUAAGAAACCUUUGAGGUAUUUUUGACUUUUUUUAAAUUAGGGAAACCAUUGGGAAAGGUGGGUAGGGAGAUAGUGGUUUGCGUAGCCUUCGUUUACAAAAACAAAAAACCCCACCAAAACCCCACAUGCAUUUCAGAUGGCCCACAUUUGUAUCUUUUUCACAAAAAACAGAUAGCUUUUACUUCCUUGAUUCCAGACUGGGAAUCAGAAAUGACUAACCCCAGUCUGUGUUCUGCCCAGCGAUGUGGGUUCAUUGGCUGUCACAGUGGGUUCUUGGUACAGCUAGAAUGAGAAACUACUCCCUUUCACUGGAAAAAAAAAAAAUGAAGAGGAAAUUUUUUCUUUUAUGCUAGGCUGCCUUUAUGACUGCGAAAUCUUUAGGUGACCUUGGUUUAAUGGUCUUUCCUUUGUGCUAAGUACUGCCAGGGAUCACCUUUUUCUUUUUCUUUUCUUUUUUUUUUUUUUUUUUUUUUUUUUUGCCAGAUAGCUCUUGCUGGCCUCUCUCCACAUCUUUUGUUGAAACACAUAAAGACCAUCUUUUUGCUGCUUCGGGACCUUAGCUACCCGUGACAGGUGUAAGCGCAGUGAGAAUGUGGUGGAGACGCAUUUUUGAAAAUUUAUUGGCAGCUCAGAGACUGUGUUUUCCCAGCUUAGGCCCUGUAUUCAUUGGUCAAGGUUUCCUCCAGAAAGGCCACCUCAGCCAGGAGAACAUUUAUCACACUGCUGGGCGCAGGUUUCUGUUACCUUCCUUCCGUCUCUGCUUUGUGGUCCCCCAGCAGUAACACUCACUCUUGCUGUCUUGUGCAUCUCCAACAGGCAGACUCAGUUUCCUCCCUCCGGACAUGUCCAUACGUGUUUCACAUGCAAACUGUUGAGUCGGGUUUUUCAGCUGUCACCAGCCCACGUCAUACUGUCUCUGUGUGGUCCUCCCAAAGCCAUCCGUUCAGGUCCCUUUGCUUUGCCAUUUGCAAGUGUCUGAGGUGGUCGAGUCUCAGCUUCCAGAAGUCUUGGUUCCGGGGACAGGAGACCUAGAUGGUGACUCUUUAGGGGAAGUGGUGGCAUACAAAGUCUAGAGCGUAUGGCAGUAUGAAGGGAGUUUUUAAAAUAAAUCGAAGAUGAAGCUGUGAACAGCAUUAGAACUUUGUCUCUGUUCAUUUGAAACUAUGCUGAUAUGCCUUAAACUGUAGUUGUAGCUCAUUGUCAUUUUGCUGUUUGAAAAUAACCAAUGUGUUUUUUAAACUGUUGUAUAAUCUACCUUCAGUGUUAAUGCCGAAUUGUCAUCUAUGUAAACUGCAUGUUAGACACGUGUCUUUUUUUUAAAAAACUAAAAUAAUUGUAUCGAUGUGAAGCGUAUCCUGUUUUGAAGUGUGACAGUAAUCCCUUACGGACGUCCCCGGUGAUGUGGUGUCUGUUAAGGCAGGAGCGUGGCGGCCAGGCCAUCUAUGCAUUUAGCACUAGUGCCAAGACGUUACCCCCGGGGGGAAAUAUAUUUUUACCCAAA
Phacochoerus africanus (Common warthog) is the source of this 5273-nucleotide messenger RNA. It is a transcript of the gene SEPTIN11, whose product is annotated as septin 11. NCBI's taxonomy places the organism in Eukaryota, Metazoa, Chordata, Mammalia, Artiodactyla, Suidae. The coding region runs from base 168 to 1457 and encodes 429 amino acids. Gene Ontology annotation, cellular component: septin complex; microtubule cytoskeleton; cell division site. The record is from RefSeq and is a predicted model, not a curated record. Gene Ontology annotation, molecular function: GTP binding; GTPase activity; molecular adaptor activity. Gene Ontology annotation, biological process: cytoskeleton-dependent cytokinesis. The transcript has 10 exons.